AUGACACAAAAACAGUCCAAGAACAAAGUUGUAGAGAAACUGAAGAAAAAAGGUUCCGGAGGAAACAAGAAGCAAGAGAACGUUAGCAGUGGAAAUGAAGACCCACGUUUUGCUAUUAUGCAUAAAGAUCCAAAAUUUUUACCUGUCGAAGCAAAAACAGUAAUUAGUGAUCCUAGAUUAUAUGAAAUCUUGGACCCUUCUUUUACAAUGCUCAAGAAGAGCAGAGAUGCCUCUGGUAAACAAAAAGAACAAGCUGUAAAAAACACAUUAAAGGGUAUUUACAACUUUGAAAAGGAUCCGAUGGCAAUGAGAGUCGCAAAACUCAAACAAGCAAAAAAGGAAAUGGAAGAGGAAGAAGGAAAAGAUCACGAGUCAGACUAUGAUAGUGACGAUUCUAUUGAAGAUGCAAAGGAAAUGAUUGGAAAGAAAGAUAAAAAGCCACUUACAGCAACUGAUAUAUUUGAAGGGGAUGAAUCUGAGGAAGAAGAAGAAGAAGAAAUGGACUUUGAUAAAUUUUUGGAAUCUUUGGAAGGUAGACCAGAACUAGAAAAUGUAGAGUGGAAUGAGGAAUGGGAAGAUGCCUAUGACUUUGAUGAUGAAGAUGCAGCUGUUCUCAAGGCUGUAGGUCAAGAAGUUGAUAGUGAAAAUAUUCCUGAGGAACAACAAGAUUUAUGGGACAAAUAUGUAGACGAUCAAAAACAAAUUAAAAUGAUUGAAGAGGGCGAAGAAACUAGAAGAAUUGCUGUAAUGAACUGUGAUUGGAAUCUUGUUGAUAGUGAUGAUUUAUUUGUCCUCUUUUCUUCAAUGUGUCCACCUUCUGGAAAGAUAGUUGGUGUUACAGUUUAUUUAUCUGAUUUUGGUAAGCAACAAAGGGAGAGUGAAGCUGUUAGUGGACCUGGAAAUUUGUUUUAUGAUGAAAAUGAUUACAAAAAUCUUGAAAAUGUAAAGAAAAAGAUUGCAGAGUUAAAGGAAGAUAGUAGAAACUCCCGUCUUGUUUCAAGAAGAGAAAAAAAGAAUAAGGAUAAUAUUAAAGUUGAGACUGAAGUAGAACAAGCUGAAACCAAUGAUGAAAUGUUAGACCCUGUUAAAGUGAGAGAAUAUGAAUUCAAAAAGAUGAAAUAUUACUUUGCUGUUAUUGAAUGUGACAGCUCUCAAACAGCAACUUAUUUGUAUAACGAGUGUGAUGGGUUUGAAUUUGAAUCCACAUCUAUCUUGCUAGAUUUAAGAUUCAUUCCAGACAGUUUAGACUUCAGUGAAAGAGAAAUCAAAUCUCAAUGCACUUCAGUUCCAGCAGAUUACAAACCAAAACAAAAUAUGUACUCCAAACCACUCAAAUCAUCAUCUGUAGAUUUGACUUGGGAUACUAAUAAUCCAGAAAGAGAGGUAUUGAAGAAAGACUUUAAAGAUGUUAGCGAAGAAGCAUUAAUGUAA
Molecule: messenger RNA, 1431 nt
Organism: Naegleria gruberi
Lineage: Eukaryota; Heterolobosea; Eutetramitea; Acrasida; Naegleriidae
Exons: 4
Coding region: 1-1431 (476 amino acids)
Biological process (GO): rRNA processing
Molecular function (GO): RNA binding
Source: RefSeq, a predicted model, not a curated record